Homarus americanus (American lobster) is the source of this 1737-nucleotide messenger RNA. RefSeq names its product carbohydrate sulfotransferase 10-like. Gene Ontology annotation, cellular component: membrane. The coding region runs from base 301 to 1665 and encodes 454 amino acids. The record is from RefSeq and is a predicted model, not a curated record. NCBI's taxonomy places the organism in Eukaryota, Metazoa, Arthropoda, Malacostraca, Decapoda, Nephropidae. The transcript is spliced from 7 exons. Gene Ontology annotation, biological process: carbohydrate biosynthetic process. Gene Ontology annotation, molecular function: sulfotransferase activity.
UGUGGAGUUUACAGUUGAACCCGUAGUGAAUCUCUUGUCUGAAACUGCAUUCAAAAUUUUCUUUUAAUUACAAAUCAGUAUUUUCGUUGCUUACUCCUGAAAUCUAACUAAAGCAAAAUAAACCUGGUGAUGCACCUGUUAGUUUGCUGACUUACAGCAGAUUCUUGCUAAUAUUAGAUAGUAUGGACAAUAAUUUUAUGAUUCAUGGUAUAUUGAGUCAGAUUGAAAAAUUAUCGACGACUAUUAUUUAAGAAUAGAAAAGUAGAAUAUCAGAAAUUCGUGCAUCACUCAAAAUACAGUAUGCCUACGGUGAAUUAUCGCUAUCUGCUCAUCAUACUGGUAUACUCUAUAGUAGCAGUGAUCUGCAUGUUGAGCUUCAUUAUUAGGGGCGGCGAUACAGGUCCUCAGCAGUGGAUCAGGAACACAGUCAGGAAGUCGGACGAUAAGAAGAGAGACGCUGACAUACGCAUGGAUGUGGAUCUUCACAAGGACAAUUACAUGGACAGGGACCUGAUGCUGUUCCCACAAAACAACAUAACUAACAGAAACAAAGAACUCUUCGGGAUGUAUCAAAAUGGAAAUCCUAAUUCUGGAUAUGAGAAAUAUGUCAAUAAGACCGUCUAUAAAACAUCGAAUGUUCUACAGAAUACCAAAAAUACAUUAAUAGAUAAUUCAGGUAACCGACACUACAUAACAAAAAGUAAGUCGAUGAACUUCGAAGAUGUGGGUAGACGUUUAAGUGAAGAACGAGCCCAUGUACAGGCAGCUUGUAGCAAAGUGAGAACAGAAUGCUCCCUCGAGAAUAGAAUUAAGUACAGAAACUUCUUCUUCCAUGACUACAACACUACUGUGUGUACCAUAGCCAAGUCGGGAUCGUCCACCUGGAGGGCUCACCUGCGGAAAGUCAAUGGAGGACCUCCACCUCACCUGCCUGUCUCUAUUGAUGCCCGCAGGGAUCAGUUCCUCGCUCGACCCUACGACCUCGUCGUCCGAGACAUCAACGCCUCGGUCAAGAUCAUCACUGUCAGGCACCCUCUCACCCGUUUGGUUUCCGCCUACCGAGAAAAGUACAAGGGAGGAAGGAUAAUGCCACCCAACAAGCCUGAGCGGGAGAGACGGUUUCACAAGAACCAUGCAGGGUCUUACUGGGGGGACAGAUUCAAGCAGUUCUGGCUACCAGCGCUCUACACUAAUGGCCUAAUCCCCGCUGACAUCCACAUCGCUCUUGGCCUCCACCAGCCCAUCGACCCAGCUGCCAGAUACGAGACGAAGGUGUACGAGCAGCUGCACAACCUAUUAAAGCCUCGCCUGACCUUCCUGCAGUUCCUCCGCCACGUAGUCUACACCUUCAACAACAGCCAGGAAGACGCCCAUUGGGCAAAAUAUACCAAAGAGUGUUGUCCAUGCCACUGGGAUUACCAGUACGUAACCAAGGUGGAGACGAUGACUGAGGACCUGAAAUACGUCUUUCAGAAGUUGGGGAUCCAUACAAACUUCUCACUCGCCAAGAACAAGAGUCAUAACACCAAAGCCGACCCUUACAGUAAAUACUUUAGGUAUUACGAAUUGAUUCCUGUUGACGUGAGACGGCAGAUUUAUGAGAUCUUCAGAAAGGACUUUGAAAUUUUUAAUUACCAGCUACCAGAAGGUUUCCUAGAUAAAUGAUGAAACGCUACUGUGUGUGUGUGUGUGUGUGUGUGUGUGUGUGUGUGUGUGUGUGUGUGUUUGUGUGUUGUG